This is a messenger RNA of Limanda limanda (common dab), 1488 nucleotides long. RefSeq names its product hydroxysteroid dehydrogenase like 2 (gene hsdl2). The record is from RefSeq and is a predicted model, not a curated record. The transcript has 11 exons. The coding region runs from base 90 to 1343 and encodes 417 amino acids. NCBI's taxonomy places the organism in Eukaryota, Metazoa, Chordata, Actinopteri, Pleuronectiformes, Pleuronectidae. Gene Ontology annotation, cellular component: mitochondrion.
AUUCAGUGGGUGAAAGGUGAAGAAGACGUGCUGAGGUUCUUUACCCUCAGGCAGCGACAGCUUCAGAUUUUCCUCUGGAAACUUCGACCAUGCUGCAGAACACAGGGAAGUUAGCCGGCUGCACGCUCUUCAUCACCGGAGCGAGUCGAGGCAUCGGUAAAGCCAUCGCGCUGAAAGCUGCCAGAGAUGGAGCCAACAUCGUUAUUGCUGCCAAGACCGCUGAGCCCCACCCCAAACUCCCAGGGACCAUCUACACAGCUGCUGAGGAGGUGGAGGCAGCGGGGGGGAAAGCGUUGCCCUGUAUAGUGGACAUCCGAGAUGAGAAGCAGGUGGGAGACGCUGUUCAGAAAGCUGUGGAGAUGUUUGGAGGUAUCGACAUCCUGGUGAACAACGCCAGCGCCAUCAGUCUGACGGGAACCCUAGAGACGCCAAUGAAGAAGGUGGAUCUGAUGCUGGGAGUCAACAUGAGAGGAACAUACAUGACAUCUAAACUGGUCAUCCCUCACCUGCUGAAGAGUCGCAGCCCUCACAUCCUGAACCUGUCACCGCCGCUCAACCUCAACCCAGUGUGGUUCAAGAACCACACAGCGUACACGAUGGCAAAGUACGGUAUGUCCAUGUGCGUCCUGGGAAUGGCCGAAGAAUUCAGAGGUCAGAUCGCCGUCAACGCCCUGUGGCCCAAAACAGCGAUCCAGACUGCAGCCAUGGACAUGUUGGGGGGGGAGGAGGUUGGUAAACAGUGUCGUACGUCGGACAUCAUGGCAGACGCUGCUUACGCAAUCCUGACCAAACCCAAGGACUACACAGGUCACUUCGUGGUGGACGAGGUCAUCCUGAGAGAGCAGGGCAUCCAAGACUUCGAGCAGUACGCCGUCCAGCCAGGUCACCCUCUGCUGCCAGACUUCUUCCUGGACGAAGCACCAGAGGUGCUGGCCCAACAGAUGGAGCAACAUGGGGCGACCCCAGCCUUCAAAUCCUCGUCUUCGACCCCGCCUCCGUCCAGUGGACCAAUAGAAAGCACGUUUGAUGUCAUCAGAGGAGUCAUCAACGACGACUUGGUCAAGUCCACCCAGGGCAUUUAUCAGUUUGACCUGUCAGGCGAACACGUGGGCGUUUGGUUCCUGGACUUGAAGAGUGGCUCUGGCAGCGCGGGACAGGGCCAGCCGUCAGUCAAAGCUGACGUCACCAUGACGAUGGACUCCAAAGACUUCAGCAAGAUGUUCGCAGGUAAGCUGAAGCCCACGAUGGCCUUCAUGUCCGGAAAACUGCGGAUCAAAGGAGACAUGACGCUGGCCCUCAAACUGGAGAAACUGAUGGGCCGCAUGUCCAAGUCUAAACUGUGAGACCGAAGCCCCGCCCACAGCUCCUAUCAAGCCCCACUACACUAUGUUUGUUUCUCUACAUGUUGCCUUGACGACAGAAAUAAUGUCAUUGAAUGCAAAACGUGAGUCAAGUCUGCGUUAAUAAUAAAGUGUGGUUUAAUUAUUA